GCAUAAGGAGAAGUUGACAACUCAAAUACCUAGCAUUGCCAACAUAUGUACAUGUCGGAAUUGUUUUUAGUCUACCCUCUGUAUGACAUGGAAGGUUAUAAAUAAUAAAGUGCAAAAAGGCUAAUUUUGUAUUGUACUUUUAUUGCAAUAUUUUGCACAAGUUUAAAAAAUGUCCCGUCACCGUGAUGUACGAUGCAUGAAUUAUUCUGAAGAAUAUGAAGGUUAUGAUGAUGUAUAUGGACAUUCUGUGGAAGAUGAUUACUGUGUAUCUCCUAGUGCUGAACAAUUUUUAUUUGAUCGGAGUAAGCAACAAAAUAUUGCAUCCUUCAUUACGGAACCAGAUAUAAUUGAAGACAAUGAAGAUAGUGAAGAAUCUCCAAUAUCUGCUAACAAGGAAGAUAUAGCACUUACAGAACUUGAAAGGGCUAAACUUAUGUCAUGUUUAGAUUCUAUCAAGAAUGUUAUUGGAGACACAGUAUCUGAAUCUGAGAUUAAAAAGAAAAUUAUUCAGUCAAAUUUUGAUGCUGAAAUAGCACUUAAUUCAAUUUUGAAAGAAUCUUCUCCAAAAAAUGUUUCUGUUAACAAGGAUAAUUUAGAACCACAUCCAGCUGAUUUAACAGCACACCAUUUACAAAAAUCUAGUACCUUAAUUGAUAGAACAAAUUCUAAUGGAAAAACAUUUUCACCUAACACAAAUUUUGUAAUACCAAAAUUGUCAAUUAAAAACGAUAGCUGUAGUGAUUUGAGUAAUAUACAAUUAGGUUUAUCUACUAUUCAAAAAAAUAUAAAUUUACAAUUUGACAUAGCAAAUGAUAGAAAAAAAGAUGAUUCUAUGGAUUCACUUGAAAGGAGUAUAUCCAAUCUGCUUGCUCUUUCAAAAGAUUGCACCAACUCCAGUACUAAAAAUAAUUCACAGUAUGUAGAGACAAAAGAAAAUUCAGUAUUAAAUGUAAGUGGUAAUCGAACACCAUCACCAGAUCCUUGGAUGAUUGAUUUGAGUUCUGCUUUAAAAGAAGCUACAUCUGCAGUUUCAAAUAGUUGUAGUCAUACAAAUCCAAAAGCAGUGGAAGAUGCUAACAAUGUUACUCCAAAUUUAAAUUUAUAUGCUUCUAAUCAAAAUGUUGUAAAUCCAUAUGCUAUGCUCCCUACAACAUUAAACUUAAGUUGCCUAAAAUAUGUUAAACUUCCAUAUACCAAAAAGAACGUAUCUUUAUUUGGUAGAGCAUUAUGCAAAACAUGGAAAUUGAAAAAACCAAUUCUUAAAUCUCAAAAAGAGUAUUCUGAAAGACCUGUUGUAAAGGGCUUUAAUUUAAGUGGAGCUGAGAAUGCAGAUGUAUUGAAUUCUCAUAUUGAGAGUCCCCGUUCUCAAAGUCCAUACUCUGAUUAUAAUAGCCUAGAAAUAAAGAGGAAAGAAAAUAUUGUUUCAAAGGAGAAAAAAGUAGUUUCAUCAAACACAAACAGUCCGCGAUGUCAGUCUCCAGUAUCAGGACAUCAAACACCUGAUAUGGAUCCUAAACUAAAACUUAAUGAAGAAAAAGUUGAUGUUUUAAAGAUAUAUAAAGAUAAAAGAGGAGAUAGCAAAGAACAGUUACAUCUAGUUGUGGUUGGUCACGUAGAUGCUGGUAAAAGUACAUUAUUAGGACGACUUUUAUGUGACCUAGGACAAGUUCCACCAAGAUUAAUCCAUAAAUACCAGCAGGAGAGCAAAAAAAUAGGGAAACAAUCAUUUGCUUAUGCAUGGGUUCUUGAUGAAACAGGAGAAGAACGGGAACGUGGAAUAACAAUGGAUAUUGGUCAUUCUAAAUUUGAAACAGAGACGAAAUCCAUUACUUUAUUAGAUGCACCUGGACAUAAGGAUUUCAUACCUAAUAUGAUUACUGGUGCUACUCAAGCUGAUGUAGCUUUGUUAGUUGUAGAUGCUACUAGAGGAGAAUUUGAAACUGGUUUUGACAGUGGAGGUCAAACUAGAGAACAUGCAUUAUUAUUACGUUCUUUAGGUGUAUUACAAUUAGCAGUAGUAAUAAAUAAAUUAGAUACAGUAGACUGGUCGAAAGAGAGGUUUGAUGAAAUAGUGAGCAAAAUGAGAGUAUUCUUGAAACAAGCAGGAUUCAAAGAUAAUGUUACUUUUGUCCCUUGUAGCGGUUUAUCCGGCGAAAAUAUAGUUGCGAAACCUAAGGAACCUUUAUCUAAUUGGUAUACGGGACCUACAUUAGUCAACAUUAUCGAUAAUUUCAAAUGCCCCGAACGUCCUAUAAACAAACCAUUUCGUUUUUCGGUUAAUGAUAUAUUUAAAGGCACAGGAUCUGGAUUUUGUGUUUCCGGGCAUGUCGAAACAGGCAUGGUAUCUUUAGGUGAUAAAGUUUUAGUAUUGCCAAGAAAUGAAGUCGCAGUGAUUAAAGGUUUACAAAUGGAUGAAGUAUCUAUAACGAAUGCAUUUGCUGGAGAUCAUGUUUCUGUAACAUUAUCAGGAAUUGAACAACAGAAUGUUGGGAUUGGAGACAUUAUUUGUAAUCCUCAAAAUCCAGUUCCUGUAACUACAUGCUUUCAAGCACAUAUAGUUGUAUUUGCAGUGAAAGUACCAAUCAUAAAAGGCCUUCCUGUUGUAAUUCAUCAGCAGUCUUUAGUCCAACCUGCUGUUAUCACAAAAUUAGUAAGGCAACUUCACAGAACCACUGGUGAGACGAUAAAGAAAAAACCGCGUUGCUUACCAAAAAAUUCCAGUGCUAUUAUUGAAAUUAUAUCACAAAAUCCAGUUUGUAUGGAAUUAUAUAAGGAUAUCAAACAGUUGGGUAGAGUUAUGUUACGUGUAGAAGGAACAACUAUAGCAACUGGUCUUAUUACAAAAAUCAAGUAACAACAUAAUAUAAAAUAUUUAUGUAUUCGCAGUUCGAUAUACUAGGGACGAAUUUUUAAUUU
This is a messenger RNA of Habropoda laboriosa, 2916 nucleotides long. RefSeq names its product HBS1-like protein (gene HBS1). The record is from RefSeq and is a predicted model, not a curated record. Gene Ontology annotation, biological process: translation. Bases 170 to 2854 code for a protein of 894 amino acids. Gene Ontology annotation, molecular function: GTP binding; GTPase activity. Lineage: Eukaryota; Metazoa; Arthropoda; Insecta; Hymenoptera; Apidae. The transcript has 10 exons.